AGGUCCAAGAACAACCCCCUCUCUCUCGCACGCACUUUCUUGUUUCUUCCUCAGUUCAUCGGUCGCGGAAAAAGCGUGCACGCACACACAGUUCAUUGGUGGCUCAAAAUUUACCUUAUCUGACGGUGGCACGAGCAAUGGUGAAAAGAAAAGGAGCGUACGUAGUGGUGGCCACUACUCACUCUUUUGCUUGCAGGUUAUAACCACGGCGCUGUGUGUGUUGGAGUGGUAGGAAGAAGCAGCAGCCAGCCAUUUUGCGCACCUGCGUGCACUGCACUCCCACGGUGGUUUAGGUCGAUCUGAGGAGGAUUUAGAUGGAUACGCUGUUUCGGUUGGUUAGCCUCCACCAGCACCACCACCACCCACAGGCGCCCUCCUCGCCGGACCAGCAGCAGCGCCACCACCAGUCGCCCUACAACUCCCGCUCCACGUCCCGCAGCACCACCUCCACCGGCUCCCGCUCUUCCCCCGGCUCCCACCGCACCCACAACCACCACUACUACCCCCACUCCCACUACACCAGCAGCAGCAGCUACUACUACUGCGACCCCGCUGCCGGCGCCGGCGGCUACUACUACGACCACCACCAGCCGGCGCCGUACCAACAAGAAUGCGGCAGCGACCACGGCGGCUUCUACAUGGAUGAAGACUUCUCCUCCUCCUCCUCCCCGUCCCGCCACUUCCACCACCAGCCCUCGUCCGCCGCCCCGCCCGCGUCGUCCCCGGCACCCACGCCGCCGCCCCCGCCCCCGCCCGCGCCCUCGUCCGCCUCCGCGGGAGGGCAUGCCGCGCUGCUCGAGGCCGCCGACUUCUCCUUCCCGCAGGUGGACAUCGACCUCGACUUCGGCUCCCCCGCCGCGUCCUCGUCCGGCGGGAGCGGGGCCGGCGCCGGCGCCGGCGCCGGCGCCGGGCGGUGGGCCGCGCAGCUGCUGCUCGAGUGCGCGCGCGCCGUGGCCGCGCGCGACAGCCAGCGCGUGCAGCAGCUCAUGUGGAUGCUCAACGAGCUGGCCUCGCCCUACGGGGACGUGGACCAGAAGCUGGCGUCCUACUUCCUGCAGGGCCUCUUCGCGCGCCUCACCUCCUCCGGCCCGCGCACGCUGCGCACUCUCGCCGCCGCGUCCGACCGGAACGCGUCCUUCGAGUCCACGCGCCGCACCGCGCUCAAGUUCCAGGAGCUGAGCCCGUGGGCGUCAUUCGGGCACGUCGCCGCCAACGGCGCCAUCCUCGAGGCGUUCCUGGAGGCGGCGGCGGCGGCGGCGUCCUCCUCGUCGUCGCAGCCGCCGCGGCUGCACAUCCUGGACCUCAGCAACACCUUCUGCACGCAGUGGCCGACCCUGCUCGAGGCGCUGGCCACGCGGUCGUCGGACGACACGCCCCACCUGUCCAUCACCACCGUCGUGCCCGCCGCCGCGCCGGCGUCCGCGGCUGCGCAGCGCGUCAUGCGGGAGAUCACGCAGCGCCUCGAGAAGUUCGCGCGCCUCAUGGGCGUGCCCUUCAGCUUCCGCGCCGUGCACCACGCGGGGGACCUCGCCGAGCUCGACCUCGACGGCCUCGACCUCCGCGAGGGCGGCGCCACCACCGCGCUCGCGGUCAACUGCGUCAACGCGCUGCGUGGGGUCGCGCCGGGCGGCGCGCGCCGCCGCGACGCGUUCGUCGCCUCGCUCCGCCGGCUCGAGCCGCGCGUGGUCACCGUCGUCGAGGAGGACGCCGACCUCGUGCCGCCCGACCCGGGCGCGGCGUCGACGUCCGAGGAGGCCGGCGCGGACGACGCGGCGGCGUUCAUGAAGGUGUUCGAAGAGGGCCUCCGCUUCUUCUCGGCGUACAUGGACUCCCUCGAGGAGAGCUUCCCCAAGGCCAGCAACGAGAGGCUCGCGCUGGAGAGGGCCGCCGGGCGCGCCAUCGUCGACCUCGUGUCCUGCCCGGCGUCGGAGUCCGCCGAGAGGCGGGAGACGGGGGUGUCGUGGGCGCGGCGGAUGCGGUCGGCCGGCUUCUCCCCGGUGGCGUUCAGCGACGAUGUCGCCGACGACGUGAGGUCGCUGCUGCGGCGGUACCGGGAGGGAUGGACCUUGCAAGAGCCCGGCACGGACGACGCCGCGGCGGCGGGGGUGUUCCUCGCGUGGAAGGAGCAGCCCGUCGUCUGGACAAGCGCGUGGAGGCCAUGACGAUCCACCAUGACGAGGAGGAUCGUGCUCGAUCUAUCGGCAAAACAAGAUGCGCCAUGCUCGGGCUAGGGUAGUGCAUGCAUUGCUCGCUCGUGUGAUCGAGUGGCAACAAAGGCAAUGCAAGCAGGUAGCUAGCGUGCGAUUUUCCCCCACUCGCUUGUCGGAUCUUUUAGCACGUGUUUACCUUGUCACGUAGGGUUUUCCAGCGGCGUAAGUAUGUAGGGAGAAGCUAAAGAUCUCAGAUGGUUAGCACUAUUGUUUUUAGAAAUUUGGGAGGAAUUCAUGACAUUUGUUGCAGUUUCAUUCGUAUUUGUUUGACUCCAAGAGAAGAUCGUUGGAUUAUAUAUGUUGGAUGUGUAGGCUUUUCAUAUA
Molecule: messenger RNA, 2534 nt
Organism: Panicum virgatum (switchgrass)
Lineage: Eukaryota; Viridiplantae; Streptophyta; Magnoliopsida; Poales; Poaceae
Product: protein SHORT-ROOT 2-like
Exons: 1
Coding region: 315-2162 (615 amino acids)
Biological process (GO): negative regulation of mitotic cell cycle; regulation of DNA-templated transcription; asymmetric cell division
Cellular component (GO): nucleus
Molecular function (GO): DNA-binding transcription factor activity; sequence-specific DNA binding
Source: RefSeq, a predicted model, not a curated record